Messenger RNA from Monoraphidium neglectum, 2817 nucleotides. RefSeq names its product ATP-dependent Clp protease ATP-binding subunit ClpC. Gene Ontology annotation, molecular function: protein binding; ATP binding; ATP hydrolysis activity. Bases 1 to 2817 code for a protein of 938 amino acids. The record is from RefSeq and is a predicted model, not a curated record. Gene Ontology annotation, biological process: cellular response to heat. The transcript has 17 exons. Gene Ontology annotation, cellular component: cytoplasm. NCBI's taxonomy places the organism in Eukaryota, Viridiplantae, Chlorophyta, Chlorophyceae, Sphaeropleales, Selenastraceae.
AUGAACACGGCCCUGCGCUUCGGCCAGCAGCAGCUGGCCGGCGCAACUCGUCAGGCCAAGCGAGUGACCCCUGUCAGCAAGCAUGCCGGCAGCUCGCGGCGCGCGGUGCAGGUGCAAGCCAGGCUCGGCAGCAGUGGUGGUGCCGCGGCCUCCUUCAUGGGCGCCCGCGUGGCCUCGCCCCUGGCGUCUGGCCAGCGUAGGAGCGGUGCCAGGCGCGCCGUGAGGGUGAACGCCAUGUUUGAGCGCUUCACAGAGAAAGCGAUCAAGGUGGUCAUGCUCGCCCAGGAGGAGGCUCGCAGGCUCGGCCACAACUUUGUAGGCACUGAGCAGAUUCUUCUUGGCCUGAUCGGCGAGUCCACGGGCAUCGCUGCCAAGGUGCUGAAGAGCAUGGGCGUCAAUCUGAAGGACGCCCGCGUGGAGGUCGAGAAGAUUAUCGGCAGGGGCUCAGGCUUCGUGGCAGUGGAGAUCCCGUUCACGCCGCGCGCCAAGCGCGUGCUGGAGCUGUCUCUGGAGGAGGCGCGGCAGCUGGGCCACAACUACAUCGGCACCGAGCACAUCCUGCUGGGUCUGCUGCGUGAGGGCGAGGGCGUCGCGGCACGCGUUCUUGAGACCCUGGGCGCUGACCCCUCCAAGAUCCGCACCCAGGUCAUCCGUAUGGUGGGCGAGAGCCAGGAGGCGGUCGGCGCGGGCGUGGGCACGGCCAGCGGCGGCACCAACAAGAUGCCCACGCUGGAGGAGUAUGGCACCAACCUCACGCGCCAGGCGGAGGAGGGCAAGCUGGACCCCUGCGUGGGCCGCAAGAAGGAGAUCCAGCGUGUGAUCCAGAUCCUGGGUCGCCGCACCAAGAACAACCCCUGCCUCAUCGGCGAGCCCGGCGUGGGCAAAACCGCGGUGGCGGAGGGCCUGGCGCAGCUCAUCGCCAGUGGGGACGUGCCGGAGACGAUCGAGGGCAAGCAGGUGGUGACCCUGGACAUGGGCCUGCUGGUGGCGGGCACCAAGUACCGUGGUGAGUUUGAGGAGCGCCUCAAGAAGCUGAUGGACGAGAUCAAGCAGAACGACGACAUCAUCCUGAUGAUCGACGAGGUGCACACCCUCAUCGGCGCGGGCGCGGCCGAGGGCGCCAUCGACGCCGCCAACAUCCUGAAGCCCGCGCUGGCGCGUGGCGAGCUGCAGUGCAUUGGGGCCACCACGCUGGACGAGUACCGCAAGCACAUCGAGAAGGACCCCGCUCUGGAGCGCCGCUUCCAGCCCGUGGUGGUGCCUGAGCCCACCAUCGACGAGACCUACGAGAUCCUGCAGGGCCUGCGCGAGCGCUACGAGUCGCACCACAAGCUGCGCUACACCGACGACGCGCUGAUGGCGGCCGCCAAGUUCAGCAGCCAGUACAUCAGCGACCGCUUCCUGCCCGACAAGGCGAUCGACCUCAUCGAUGAGGCCGGCAGCAGGGUGCGGCUCAGGCACAUCCAGCUGCCCGAGGAGGCGCGGGAGCUGGACAAGGAGCUCAAGCAGGUGACCAAGGACAAGGACGCGUCGGUGCGCGGCCAGGACUUUGAGAAGGCGGGGCAGCUGCGCGACAGGGAGAUGGAGCUCAAGGCCAAGAUCAGCGCCAUCAUCGCGGGCGCCAAGGAGACCAGCAAGGCCGAGGCCGAGUCGGUCGAGGGCGGCGGCCCGCAGGUGACUGAGGCGGACAUUGCCAACAUUGUGGCGCAGUGGACGGGUAUCCCGAUCGAGAAGGUAUCCAGCGAUGAGACCGAGAGGCUCAUCAAGAUGGAGGAGGUCCUCCACGGCCGCGUCAUCGGCCAGGACGAGGCAGUCUCCGCCAUCGCGCGCGCCAUCCGCCGCGCGCGCGUCGGCCUCAAGAACCCCAACCGCCCCAUCGCCUCCUUCAUCUUUGCCGGCCCCACGGGCGUGGGCAAGUCGGAGCUGGCCAAGACGCUGGCCUCGUACUACUUCGGCAGCGAGGAGGCCAUGGUCCGCCUGGACAUGUCUGAGUUCAUGGAGCGCCACACGGUGUCGAAGCUCAUUGGGUCUCCCCCCGGCUACGUCGGCUACAACGAGGGCGGCCAGCUCACAGAGGCCGUGCGGCGGCGGCCGUACACGGUGGUGCUUUUCGAUGAGAUCGAGAAGGCCCACCCCGAUGUGUUCAACAUGAUGCUGCAGGGGCCGCGCAACUGCGACCUGACAGUGUUCUUUACUGGCAGGGUGCUGUUCUGGGGGCAGAUCCUGGAGGACGGCCGCCUGACCGACUCCAAGGGCCGCACGGUGGACUUCAAGAACACGCUCAUCAUCAUGACGUCCAACGUCGGCAGCAGCGUCAUCGAGAAGGGCGGCCGCAGUUUUGGCUUCUUCCUGCGCCCCGACGACGACGACAGCGCUGAGGACAUGAGCUACGGCCGCAUCAAGUCGCUGGUGGGCGAGGAGCUCAAGUCGUACUUCCGGCCCGAGUUCCUCAACAGGCUGGACGAGAUCAUCGUGUUCAGGCAGCUGACCAAGAAGGAGGUCAAGCAGAUCGCGGACAUCAUGCUAAAGGACGUGUUUAAGCGCGCCGAGGAGAAGGCCCUGAAGCUGGAGUUCACCGAGAAGUUCAAGGACCGCCUCGUGGACGAGGGCUUCAACCCCACCUACGGCGCCCGCCCCCUGCGCCGCGCGAUCAUGCGGCUCAUUGAGGACUGCCUCGCGGAGCGCAUCCUGUCGGGCGACGUCAAGGAGGGGGACGUGGUCAUCAUGGACGUCGACCCCGACGGCGCGAUCGCGGUGCUGGCGGGCGACAAGAAGAUGCGCCAGGUGUUGGACGCCACACCCGCGGGCAUCUCGUAA